AUGGCCAACACUUCUCCUGCCCCGCCUUUCAAAGUCAAGGCACUCUUCGACUACUCCUCGCCACACGACGACGACCUUAAUUUUCCCGCCGACGAAGUCAUCACCGUGACUGAGGAAGAGGAUGACGACUGGUACUAUGGCGAAUACACCGACAAGGCUACCGGCGCUCUCAAGCAGGGCAUCUUCCCCAAGAACUUCGUCGAACGGAUCGUGGUCGAGCUACCCCCGAGACCAACGAGGCCCGGCGGUGGUGCAAGAGGUCCAAAGAAACCUGCGGAUGAAAAUACCCAGCAACAGCAGGAGGAGUAUGGGGGCAAGUCCCCCCCGUACCAAGCACCGCCCCCUCAGGACUCGUCCCCGCCCGCCCCUACGGUUAAUACGGCUGCGGCGGGGAGUAGGCCGAGUACUAGCUCAACGAUAGCUUCCCCGGUUGCAAGAGAGGCGCCGAAGCAGAUGGAGGUUAGGUCGCCGCCGCGUGUUGUAGAGGAGCCAAGACCUGUACAAGUGCAGCAACAAGAACACUCUACGCCGGCCUCCCCGCCGUCAGCUCCAAGGCAGACAUUCAACCCCAGGCCGCAGGUACCAACGAGCACCGAGGAGAAGAAAACUGGUGGGAACAAACCGCCGCCGCCAGAGAAGCCGAGCUCGUUUAAAGAUCGGUUGGCGCUGUUCAAUAAGGUUUCGACGACCCCGAUUACUCCAUACAAUCCGCAUAGGCCCCCAGUCAAUUUUAUCAAAAAGCCGUUUGUGGCUCCCCCACCGAGCAAAAAUUCCUAUGUGCCACCACCAACACAGCAUACCCAGAGGCCAAAGCGUGAUGAGGAUUCGAACUACAUUCGUGCUGAAGCAACAGAGGAUACAUCUAGGAUGUCCCUAGAUCAGGAAAGAGAUAAAGAGGAGGAGAGGCCAAAAUUGGCGCUCAAAGACAGGAUUGCAUUGCUUCAGACUCAGCAGUUGGAUCCAUCCGGUAUUCCUGGUGGGAAGCCGAAACGACCCCCAAAGCCAAAAAGAACGGAGAGCGAUCAGACUGCUGGAGAGGGAAAUACUGAAGAGACUGGUCACAGUUUGGCGGUCCAGGAGGAAUCUGUUCAAGAAAGAAGGUCUUUCGAUUCUGGCCGGGAUCAUGACAUGGAGGAACAUGAACCGGCUCAAAGACAAAAGAAGAGUCUGGAUAUCGGGCAUGAUGACAAUACCAGAGCAGAGUCCAGCGCAGGUGAUGCAGAUGCAUCAUCCAUUGCCGAGGAUCAGCCUCCUGCUGUCCACAGGCCCCGACCCAAUGUACCUACUAGAGAAGAUAAGUCUGAUGACGGAGAUGAUGAGGGUGCCAAUGAUGAUACUCCAGACGUUGCCUCUGACGAUGAAGAGGAAGAGGUGGAUCCAGAGGUUGCGAGGAAGCUUGCAAUUAGAGAGAGGAUAGCUAAAAUGAGUGGUGGUAUGGGUAUGCAUGGCAUGUUUGGACCUCCAAUGGGCAUUCCAAUGGGCGGCCCCCCCCCAGCGCCACCGAAGAAGAAGAAGACCCCUCCUAAGCCAUCCAGAGAGGAAGAGGAUUCUAGAGAAACACACGAGGCCGCGGAGCCAACAGAGGACAGACCAAUGAGCAGCACUUCCCAAUCUCACCAGCAGCAGCCAGUAGCACUUCCUUUCGCCAUGCCGAGAGUUCAAUCCCCACCGGCUGUCGAAAUGCAACAGUAUGAUAGUGAAGAUGAAGAGCCUGCGAAGGAUACCGUUGGAACUGGAAAGAAAAUAUCUGAAGAGAGAGCUAGUGAUGAAGAGGCUGAUAUUGAAGAUUUGAAACCCCAACCACCACAGUCUCCACCGCAUCAUCCGCUGGGACCAAGGCCAAUGCCAGCGUCACCAAAGGCCGAAAGGACUUUACCAGAAAGAGUUGUACCAAUGUCUCCGCCCAUGUUACCACAAGAACGGCCGGUUCCCCCUCCCCCUCCACCAAUUCCAAGCGAGAGGCCUGCCCCGCCAUUGCCUCCAACAGGACAGUUGCUUCCCCCAGCCGCUAUUGAUGAAUCGCCGACGGAAGGGUCUGAGUCUGAUGAUGAGUUGUCUGCUCCUCCAAGUAAACUAUCAUUGGCAACUUCAGACGUAGAAGUUCAGCCACGUGGGGCACCGCCACCACCUCCUCCGGGCCCUCCUUCCGUCCCAUCUGGUCGUCCUCAGUCAGGUUAUGGAGAUGCCAAGUCCCCAACUUCCCCUGCUUCUAAACGUGCUUCCCAGGGAUACUUUUCUCCUAUCCAGACUGCUUCGCCGACUCUUGCCCCUGGAAGUCCUCCUUCAGCAUUUAAUAAGAGAGCUAGUUAUCAGAGGGGCGCAGGUGGAAUGCCACCAGUUCCUGGCGGUUUCCCUGUAACUCCUGGUUCUGGCACUCCUCACCAAUCUCCUCAAGGUGUUUCUAGGGCCCCACCACCACCACCACCGCCGAGUGGUCCCCCACCAAGACAAAGCAUUGAUGAUACUCGUCCUGGAAUGAGUGAAACUAGCGACUACGAUACGGACAUCGGAAACAAAGUGGCCCACCGGGAUGCACUUAAAAAGGAUCACGUCAAAGAGGAAGAUGAAGAAACGCCACUACCAUCACCAGUAAUCUCUCCUCAGGCACCACCUAGAAGCGUUCCCCCGCCUCCCCCACCUGCAAAUCCCCCGCCGUCAAGAAAGGGAAGGGCAUCAGUGGACAUGCCCCGUGGCGCGCCGCCCCCACCGCCACCGGCGCAGACACAGGAGCAGGAACAGUAUGAGGAUGAUGACGCCGCCUCCGCAGGAACGUUUGCCAUCUCGUGGGGGCACCGGCCGUCAAUCAAUGGAUCAGUCGCGCCCCCCCAAGGAAGCGGUAGGCGCUCAAUGGAUCAAUCGCGUCCUUCAGCUGAAUACGUAGCCCGAGACAUUGAGCUAGGUGAAUCAACCAAAUGGUGGACUUCCCCCAACACCCCUCCACCAAUCUUCCAAAACCGCCCUCGUGAGCUUUACUUUGAAGUUGAGGAGGUGCCAACUACCCGUCGUGGCGGCCGUACAACAAUAACCAAAGAUGUGUAUGUCCUCUUUCAUGACUAUUCUCAAACUGUCGUCACUGCCCGCUACGACCGCGAUGAACCACAAACUGCAAGUCUUGAGCAACGUCAUGAAGCACCUCCCCCUCAGCCACGCCAGGACCAGCUCGAAGAUUUUCAGGCCAAGUUCGGAGCCAAGAUCGCUGCUGGUGCAAAGGCCCGCGAGAAUACGGUUGUUGCCGGUGGCGACCCAGAGGCACUUAUCCGAGAGCUUCUUGAGCUUGCACCGGGCUAUCUCCCACCUGCUGGGGCAAGAUCAUAUGGAGCAUUGGUGUACGCUAAUCUUGCCAACGCCUCCGUACAGCAAUUUGAUGAGAUUAGAGCUGGUGAUAUUGUGACAUUCAGGAAUGCGAAGUUCCAGGGACACAAGGGUGGCUUACAUCAGAAGUAUAGCAUGGAGGCUGGGAAACCGGAUCAUGUUGCGGUCGUAGUGGACUGGGAUGGCACGAAGAAGAAACUACGUGCAUGGGAGCAGGGCAGAGAGAGUAGGAAAGUUAAGAUGGAGAGUUUCAAGGUCUCCGAUCUCAGAAGUGGUGAGGUCAAGGUGUGGAGAGUUGUGGGUAGAGAAUGGGUCGGAUGGGGUGCACAGCAGUAG
This is a messenger RNA of Morchella importuna, 3648 nucleotides long. RefSeq lists its product as uncharacterized. Gene Ontology annotation, molecular function: protein binding. Bases 1 to 3648 code for a protein of 1215 amino acids. The transcript has 5 exons. Lineage: Eukaryota; Fungi; Ascomycota; Pezizomycetes; Pezizales; Morchellaceae. The record is from RefSeq and is a predicted model, not a curated record.